Spodoptera littoralis (African cotton leafworm) is the source of this 309-nucleotide messenger RNA. The record is from the annotation of a GenBank genome assembly. NCBI's taxonomy places the organism in Eukaryota, Metazoa, Arthropoda, Insecta, Lepidoptera, Noctuidae.
AUGUAUUGUUAUGUUGACAUAUUUUAUGUAGACGUGGGUGUGUUAGUAUUAUUAUUUGUGUUAUGUUCCUUCGUUGUCGAUGAGUAUCAUGUGUCACUGAGAUGUAUUGCGAGACUUGUGGCGGGGUGCUCGUGCGGCAUGCUGUCCCGAAUGUACAAACAUGCGAACAGGUGUUAUAUGACAGACAACACUGAUUACAGGAAAAUAUAUCAAACAAACUUCAUACUGACCUUUUCAACCGCAGAUCUCCGCCAGAUUUUAAAAGAUCACAGUACUUACCUCUUGAAACGCUCGGCAAGUAUGGAUUAG